Messenger RNA from Diorhabda carinulata, 1261 nucleotides. It is a transcript of the gene Cchl, whose product is annotated as holocytochrome c-type synthase. The record is from RefSeq and is a predicted model, not a curated record. Gene Ontology annotation, molecular function: holocytochrome-c synthase activity. Gene Ontology annotation, cellular component: mitochondrion. Gene Ontology annotation, biological process: cytochrome c-heme linkage. The transcript has 6 exons. The coding region runs from base 159 to 950 and encodes 263 amino acids. NCBI's taxonomy places the organism in Eukaryota, Metazoa, Arthropoda, Insecta, Coleoptera, Chrysomelidae.
AAUCACGGUUUAUCACUUGUCAAUUCCAGACGUGUCAGUGUUAUUACAUUUUUCAAAUUCAGAAAAUGCGAUAUUAUGAAAUUUUGAAAAUUUUGAGAUAUAAUAUAUAAAUUCUCUAUUUUUCAAUCACAUCUUAUUUAUUUCAAGUACCUACAGAUAUGGGAAAUUCUGUGUCUGCUGCAGAAAUAGCUAAAUCAGCUGCCACUCAACUAAUUAAUCCAAACGAAACAGCUAAUUUUGAACAUGAUCAUAAACGAGUUAUUACGAACUUUACUGGCGAAAUUCCACCAGAAUGUCCAAUGCACAAUCGAAUGAAUCAAAAGAAAACGGAAUCUGUGUGUCCAGUAACGCAAAAUGAAGAAAUAAACCCCUUAAAUAUGAUGGAGCCAGCAAACCAAAAGCCAUCUCCAGGUCAACCGUUUUCACUAUCUACUAAGCGUGAAAUCUCCACUAUACCAAAGGCAGUAGUAAAAGAAGGCGAAGAUCCUUUUUGGGUAUAUCCUAGCGCACAGAUGUUCUGGAACGCUAUGCUUAGAAAAGGUUGGAAAUGGAGAGACGAUCAAAUCAGUCAAGAAGACAUGGAUAACAUAAUCAAGAUACACAAUGCUAAUAAUGAACAGGCAUGGCAAGAAGUUCUUAAAUGGGAAGCUUUACAUGCUCAAGAGUGUAAAUAUCCAAGGUUAAAGAGUUUUGGUGGUAGGGCCAAGGAUUACAGCCCCAGAGCAAGAAUGCGACAAUUAUUGGGAUACGAAUUACCAUUCGACAGACACGAUUGGAUAGUUGAUAGAUGUGGCAAAGAAGUCAGAUACAUAAUCGAUUAUUAUGAUGGUGGAGAAUGUGAUGAUAAAUAUAAAUUUGCCCUUUUGGAUGUCCGGCCUGCGAUGGAUAGUGCUGAAAAUGUCUGGGAUAGGAUGAAAGUGUGCUGGUGGAGAUGGUUCUACAGAGAUUAAGUUGUGGUAGUUUUAGAAUCGAUCGUUAAUGGUGGCAUCUUUGUUCGAUUAUAUUUGGCAACAGAUUUUUUUUUCAAAAAAUUCAAUCAAGACGUAUUUAAAGCUUAGAUUUAAUUUUGAAAAAUAUUUCAGUAGGAUAUAAACGAUUUUAUUGUAUAUAUAACGUACAUUUACAAAUAAAUUUGUUAUUUAACACGUUGACUGACGUGAAUUUUGGUUUAUCUACAGUUUAUGGGGUUUUAAAACCUCAGUUCGUUUUGCUAUGAUGAUUUGGACGUUUUUGAAUGUUUCAAAAAAUAAAGGAUUUUUUU